GAAGUUGAGAAGCUCGUUGGACAGAGAUAACAAUGGCGUCUUCUGCAACCACUCUUCUCUUCCACCACGGCUCUACUCGACUCAUCGCUCGUACACGAUGCCAAUCACCUCUACUCAGAACGUGCGGAGUAAAGCCAUUUCUCUCAUUCCGCAGCUCACGUGGUGGCUCCGGUGCGCCGCUCGGGAUUCCGCUGAAGGCGAAAUCGGUCGGAUUGGCUCGCGCUUACGUCACCGGAGCGCCGCCGAUCGUGGGAGAAGAGGACCCUAAGAUCGAUGGAUCGAAAUCGGAGCCCGAGAAGGAGGAAUCGAAGGAUUUGAUCAAGUGGGGGCUUGUGUGGAGCUUGAUGAGCAAGCACAAGCUCAGGCUCGUUGUUUGCUUAUUGACUCUGGUUGGAUGCAGCACUUGCACUCUCUCGAUGCCUGUGUUUUCAGGUAGAUUCUUUGAAGUGUUGAUUGGCGUGCGGCCGGAUCCUCUGUGGCAGCUUCUGAGCAAAAUCGCUGUUCUGUAUUCUUUGGAACCCAUCUUUACUAUUGUUUUUGUAACCAACAUGAAUGCUAUCUGGGAAAGCGUUAUGGCAACGUUACGAGCUCAGAUUUUCAGAAGGGUUUUGAUCCAGAAGGCAGAGUUUUUCGACAAAUAUAAGGUAGGAGAGUUGACGGGGCUGCUUACGUCUGAUCUUGGCGCUCUGAAUAGCAUUGUGAAUGAUAACAUCUCAAGAGACCGUGGAUUUAGGGCAUUUUCUGAGGUUUUUGGAACAAUCUGCAUUUUGUUCACCCUAUCUCCUCAACUUGCACCCGUGCUUGGUCUAUUGAUGCUCGCUGUGUCAGUUUUAGUUGCUGUGUACAAAAGAUCGACGGUUCCUGUUUAUAAAGCACAUGGAUUAGCCCAAGCGACAAUGUCUGAUUGUGUAUCAGAAACGUUCUCUGCAAUUCGGACUGUAAGAUCGUUCAGUGGUGAAAAACGUCAGAUGUCUCUUUUUGGUAGCCAGAUUCUUGCUUUCCAGCGUAGCGGCUUAAAGCUUGGUACUUUCAAAUCUAUAAAUGAAUCUAUAACAAGAGUUGCUGUUUAUAUUUCUUUGUUGGCUCUAUACGCUCUUGGGGGAAGCAAGGUCAAGACGGGUGAGCUUGCUGUUGGAACAGUUGUUUCCUUCAUUGGAUACACAUUUACUCUAACGUUUGCUGUCCAAGGGCUUGUAAACACGUUUGGAGAUCUACGUGGAAGUUUUGCUGCUAUCGAGAGGAUCAAUUCCAUUUUAAAUGCAGUGGACAUAGAUGAGGCUCUUGCCUACGGGCUAGAAAGAGAUAUACAUACAAAGAAAGUCCAAGAUGAAAACCUUAGAUUGUUCUUGUCUUCUGGUCCUAACGUGAAUAUCCGUCACCUCGAUAAGUACUACAUGUCAGAUCUGAAAUCAACGAACAAUCUACGUACCUUGACUUGGGCAGGAGAUGUCUGUCUUGACGAUUUGCAUUUUGCUUAUCCCCUACGACCCGAUGUGAAAGUUCUUGAUGGGUUCAGUUUGACGUUGAGAGCUGGGACCGUAACUGCUCUUGUUGGCUCUAGUGGUGCGGGAAAAAGUACUAUUGUACAGUUAUUGGCACGCUUCUAUGAGCCCACACAAGGACGUAUUACUGUGGCUGGAGAGGAUGUGAGGAUGUUUGACAAGAGUGAAUGGGCUAAGGUUAUCUCAAUUGUGAAUCAGGAACCCGUUCUCUUUUCUCUCUCUGUGGCCGAGAAUAUUGCAUAUGGUCUCCCUAAUGAUCUUGUGUCCAAGGACGACAUCAUUAAGGCAGCCAAAGCUGCCAACGCUCAUGAAUUCAUAAUCUCACUUCCCCAGGGAUACGAUACACUGGUGGGUGAACGAGGAGGCUUGCUUAGCGGAGGGCAGAGACAGAGAGUUGCCAUAGCCCGGGCUUUACUGAAGAACGCCCCCAUCUUGAUUCUCGAUGAGGCCACGAGUGCGCUUGAUGCAGUAAGCGAACGUUUGGUCCAGAGUGCGCUGAACCGUCUGAUGAAAGACAGGACAACUUUAGUCAUCGCUCACAGAUUGAGCACAGUUCAGAACGCGCAUCAGAUCGCUGUAUGCUCUGACGGGAAGAUCAUAGAGCUUGGAACUCAUUCUGAGUUGGUGGCCCAAAAGGGAUCAUAUGCUUCACUUGUUGGCACUCAGAGGCUGGCCUUUGAGUAGAGUCUAAUUAUUCUCUAGUUCCUUUACAAGUUUUACUCACUCCCGAGUAAGACCAUACAAGCAGAUUAUACAUUAUAGAUUGUUACAUAUGUGUAAUCUGAAACAAAAAUGACUAUAAAAUGAUGUUUCAAGUGUUA
Brassica napus (rape) is the source of this 2323-nucleotide messenger RNA. RefSeq names its product ABC transporter B family member 28. Lineage: Eukaryota; Viridiplantae; Streptophyta; Magnoliopsida; Brassicales; Brassicaceae. The record is from RefSeq and is a predicted model, not a curated record. Gene Ontology annotation, cellular component: membrane. The transcript has 16 exons. Gene Ontology annotation, biological process: transmembrane transport. Bases 33 to 2186 code for a protein of 717 amino acids. Gene Ontology annotation, molecular function: ATP binding; ATP hydrolysis activity; ABC-type oligopeptide transporter activity.